Messenger RNA from Cladophialophora psammophila CBS 110553, 1602 nucleotides. Its product is annotated as C-22 sterol desaturase. The transcript is spliced from 4 exons. NCBI's taxonomy places the organism in Eukaryota, Fungi, Ascomycota, Eurotiomycetes, Chaetothyriales, Herpotrichiellaceae. Gene Ontology annotation, biological process: sterol metabolic process. Gene Ontology annotation, molecular function: monooxygenase activity; iron ion binding; heme binding. The record is from RefSeq and is a predicted model, not a curated record. The coding region runs from base 1 to 1602 and encodes 533 amino acids.
AUGGACGUCCUCGCAAAUGCCACAAGCUUUACCUCUCCUCUCGCCAAUGCAGACCUGAAGCUUCAGGCCGCCCAUGCCUCGGGCGUAUUGGGCAGAGUGUUGGCGCAGCUCAAUCUUUGGACCGUCCUCUUGACGAUUGUCUUACUAUUGGCUACCUACGAUCAAUGUAGCUACCAAUGGCGGAAGCAUGGCAUCGUCGGCCCAGCGUGGAAAAUGCCCUUCAUGGGCCCUUUUCUCGAAUCCAUGCGCCCCGACUUUAGAAAGUACAAGGAGAAAUGGGAGAGCGCAGAGCUGAGCUGCGUGUCGGUCUUUCACAAAUUCGUUGUCAUUGCUGGAACCCGAGAUAUGGCGCGAAAAGUCUUCAACUCCCCGGGCUUCGUCAAACCCACCGUCGUCGAUGUCGCUCCGAAACUCCUUCGUCCCACCAACUGGGUCUUCCUGGAUGGAAAAGCCCACGUCGAGUAUCGCAAGGGAUUGAACGGCCUAUUCACACGCCAGGCGUUGGAAAUGUAUCUGCCUGGCCAAGAGGAGGUCUACAGCAAGUACUUCAAGACCUUUCUUGAAAUGUCCAAGGAAAACAAUAUGAAAGCCCAGCCCUGGAUGCCCGUGUUCCGAGAGCUCAUGUGCGCCGUGUCGUGCAGAACCUUCGUUGGACAUUACAUGAACGACAAAGUGGUCAAGAAGAUUGCCCACGAUUACUACUUGAUUACCGCCGCACUGGAGCUGGUCAACUUUCCUAUCAUCAUUCCAUUCACAAAGACCUGGUACGGCAAGAAGGCGGCCGACGUGGUGCUGGACGAAUUCGCAAAGUGUGCGGCCAAAUCCAAGGUGCGAAUGGCCGCGGGCGGCAGCAUCACAUGCAUAAUGGAUGCGUGGGUCAAGCAGAUACAGGAUUCAGCAAAGUAUCGAGAGCGGGUAGAGCGAGGCGAGAAAGUCGACGAGUCCGAGAAGCCACCUCAACUACUUCGAGACUUUACCGAUUUCGAAAUUGCCCAGACCGUCUUCACUUUCCUGUUUGCGUCGCAAGAUGCAACCUCUAGCGCCUGCACUUGGCUGUUCCAGAUUAUGGCUGAUCGACCAGAGAUCCUCGACAAGGUCAGGGAGGAAAAUCUCAAGCUUCGAGGCGGCGACCGCAAUAAGCCGUUCGACAUGGAUAUGCUGGAAUCGAUGGUUUGGACCAGAGCGGUGGUCAAAGAAACGUUGCGAUAUCGCCCUCCAGUCAUUUUGGUGCCGUACGUGGCUAAGAAGGAUUUUCCCGUGACUGAAGGCUACACCUUGAAGAAGGGAUCCAUGAUCAUUCCCUCGAUUUGGCCGGCGACCCAUGAUCCUGAAGCAUACCCCAACCCGGACAGUUUCGAGCCGGAGCGAUGGAUUACCGGGGAUGCCGACAAGCAGGUCAAGAAUUGGCUGGUCUUUGGCACCGGGCCCCAUUAUUGUCUCGGACAGACAUACGCUCAGCUGAACCUAAUGGCAAUGAUCGGGAAAGCCAGCAUCCUGUUGGAUUGGGUGCAUGAGCCUACGCCCAUCAGUGAGGAUAUUGAGGUUUUUGCCACCAUUUUCCCUCAGGAUCAUUGCAAGCUGGUCUUCUCUGAGCGACCAUAG